AUGACGGCAACAUCUGUGGACGCCUUGAAGGAGAGAAGUAACAUCACCUCCAUCAGGUUGAUCAGCAGAGUUGUGGCGGAAGUCUGUGCUGCCCUGCAACAACCUCUGAGAGAAUUUGCAAAAAACCGCACUUUGUUUGACCAGUGGAGCGAAGAGGGAGAGUACAGUUUCCCCGCUCUGUAUAUCACCCCAGUUGUGGGGGAGUGGCAGGAGGGAGGAGGCUGUGAGCCCAUCACACUACGUUACCUGGAGUGGAGUAACCCUGAGUCGGUCAUCCAGGUGGUCCUCUCCUGUGUGGGCAUCCUGAUCACAUCCUUCGUGGCGUUCAUCUUCGUGCUGUACCGCGACACGCCCGUGGUCAAGUCCUCCAGCCGGGAGCUCUGCUACAUCAUCCUAGCCGGCAUCUUCCUGGGCUACUUGUGCCCCUUCACGCUGAUCGCCCGGCCCACCGUGGCCUCCUGCUACCUACAGAGGCUCCUGGUCGGCCUGUCCGCCGCCAUGUGCUACUCUGCGCUGGUCACCAAGACCAACCGCAUCGCCCGCAUCCUGGCGGGCAGCAAGAAGAAGAUCUGCACGCGCAAGCCCCGCUUCAUGAGCGCCUGGGCCCAGGUGGUGAUCGCCUCGCUGCUGGUGAGCGUGCAGCUGUCCCUGGAAAUCACCCUCAUCAUCCUGGAGCCGCCCAUGCCCGUCAAGUCCUACCCCAGCAUCCGAGAGGUCUUCCUCAUCUGCAACACCAGCAACGUGGGCAUGGUGGCACCGCUGGGCUACAACGGCCUGCUGAUCAUGAGCUGCACCUACUACGCCUUCAAGACGCGCAACGUGCCGGCCAACUUCAACGAGGCCAAGUACAUCGCCUUCACCAUGUACACCACCUGCAUCAUCUGGCUGGCCUUCGUGCCCAUCUACUUCGGCUCCAACUACAAGAUCAUCACCACGUCCUUCUCCGUCAGCCUGAGCGUCACCGUGGCGCUGGGCUGCAUGUUCACGCCCAAGAUGUACAUCAUCCUGGCCAAGCCCGAGAGGAACGUGCGCAGCGCCUUCACCACCUCCGACGUGGUGCGCAUGCACGUGGGCGACGGCAAGAUCGCCUGCCACAACAACAGCUUCCUGAACAUGUUCAGGAGGAAGAAGAACGCAGGAAAUGGCAGUUCUAAUGGAAAGUCUGUGUCAUGGUCUGAACCAGGUGCAAGGCAUCCUCCAAAGGGGGAUCACAUGUGGCACAGACUGUCAGUGCAUGUGAAGAGACAGGACGUAUGCUCCAAUCAGACGGCUGUCAUCAGGCCCUUAACUAACGCCUACCAUAGCGCAGGCCUGGAGCUCUCGGAGCUCAGCACUAAGACUCUGUACAACGUGGCCGAGGAGGACGAGAGCCUAGAAAUGCUUAGAUACCACCCCCCUGACGCCCCACCCCCCACCAUGACCCCCAGCGGGCAGGCAGCCUCCGGUGCGCAGGCGGUGCCCCACUACGCCCGCGAGCCCCUCGCCACGCAGCCCCACCCGGGCCUCCUCCCUCAGCACCUCCUCCCCCAGCACGUGCAGGAGGAGGAGCCGGCGGAGGGCGGUGGCGUCCCCGUCUACCUGCAGGCCCCCCUCGGUCAAGGCUUCCCUGCGCCGGGGGGUCUGUACGGGGGGGAGGGCGCCUCUGCAAUCGUGCAGGAGGAAGAGGAGGAAGAGGAGGAGGUGGACAACGAGCAGCUGGGCCUCCUACGGGGGUACAUGUACAACAACGCACAGGUCCACGAGCAGGAGGAGGAGGGGGAUGCGGGUGGGGAGUAUAAGGAGGAGGAGGAGGAUGAGGAUGAUGAGGUGGCUCAGCUCAAAGUGGCCAUUGAGGCCGGGAGCUCCAUGGCGCUGAUGCCCCCCUCCCCGUUCCGCGACUGCGUGGCCCCCCCCAAGAGCCCCUUCCCCGACUCCCCCGUGUCCGAGUCCGUCCUGUGCACCCCCACUAACGUGCCGUACGCCGCCGUUAUCCUCAGAGACUACAAACAGACCUCCUCCACUCUGUAACCUUGGCAACGGGGUGGGGGGGCGGCGG
This is a messenger RNA of Gadus morhua (Atlantic cod), 2035 nucleotides long. Its product is annotated as metabotropic glutamate receptor 1-like. The record is from RefSeq and is a predicted model, not a curated record. Gene Ontology annotation, molecular function: G protein-coupled receptor activity. Gene Ontology annotation, biological process: G protein-coupled receptor signaling pathway. Gene Ontology annotation, cellular component: membrane. Lineage: Eukaryota; Metazoa; Chordata; Actinopteri; Gadiformes; Gadidae.